This is a messenger RNA of Meloidogyne enterolobii, 311 nucleotides long. The record is from the annotation of a GenBank genome assembly. NCBI's taxonomy places the organism in Eukaryota, Metazoa, Nematoda, Chromadorea, Rhabditida, Meloidogynidae.
GCUUGCCGCCCUCAUGGAACGUGUCGAUCGUAAAGAAAAAAAAAGAUGAUGAAGAAGAUGAAAAAACUAGGAAGGAAAUUGAAAAUAUCAAAAAUGACAUGGAGGUAAUAAAGUUUGAUGUUCAAACGUUGAAGAACUGGAGAGCAACAGUCGAAAAGCAGAAGUAUAAGGCGCGGGAUCGAGCGCAAGAAGAUAAGGGUUGUGGUGGAGAAAAGCAUGAAGAAUUGGGCUGGAUGCCCAAAUGCUCAAGAACUGGAAUGACUUUUGAUGAACAGAAAGAAGCCAGGGGAAGGAGAUUAUACUGGCCUUAA